Messenger RNA from Halteromyces radiatus, 1588 nucleotides. RefSeq names its product cysteine desulfurase. The coding region runs from base 87 to 1505 and encodes 472 amino acids. NCBI's taxonomy places the organism in Eukaryota, Fungi, Mucoromycota, Mucoromycetes, Mucorales, Cunninghamellaceae. Gene Ontology annotation, molecular function: cysteine desulfurase activity; pyridoxal phosphate binding. Gene Ontology annotation, cellular component: mitochondrion; nucleus; cytosol. The record is from RefSeq and is a predicted model, not a curated record. Gene Ontology annotation, biological process: [2Fe-2S] cluster assembly. The transcript is spliced from 6 exons.
CCGCCCCCCACCUUAAAACUAUUCUUUUAUUAUUAUUUUUUUUUUCUUUUUUCUUUCUUUUAUUAAAUUCCCAUAUUUUUACAACAAUGUUUGGAAAUAGAUUACAAAAAACAGUUGUUCAACAACAUGGUUUAUUACAUCGUCAAUUCGCUAUGGCUUUGAAAAGAACAUGGAAACCUGCAAGUAUAUAUUCAUUCUCUACUUCUACCAUGACUCAUCAAGCUGCUGUGGCUACUGAAACUAUCACACCUAGUUCUGAUUCACUUGGCUUCGAAUCUCAAUCAGUACAAAUUGCAGGACGACCUAUUUACUUGGAUAUGCAAGCAACAAGUCCCAUGGACCCUCGAGUAUUGGAUGCCAUGUUACCUUAUAUGACUGAAAUCUAUGGAAAUCCUCAUUCAAGAACUCAUCCUUAUGGUUGGGAAAGUGAAAAGGCUGUGGAUAAGGCUCGUGAAUAUGUUGCUAAGCUUAUUGGUGCUGAUCCUAAGGAAAUCAUCUUUACUUCUGGUGCUACUGAAUCAAAUAACUUGAGUAUCAAAGGCGUUGCUCGUUUUUACAAGAACAAGAAAAAGCAUAUUAUUACAACUCAAACUGAACAUAAAUGUGUUUUGGAUUCAUGUCGUGUACUUCAAGAAGAAGGAUUCGAAGUGACUUAUUUACCCGUACAAAACAAUGGUCUUGUGGAUUUGAAGGUAUUGGAAGCAGCCAUCCGACCCGAUACAGCAAUUGUUUCCAUCAUGGCUGUUAACAACGAAAUUGGUGUGAUCCAACCUAUCGAAGAAAUUGGAAAGUUAUGUCGUAGUAAAAAGGUAUUCUUCCAUACAGAUGCUGCUCAAGCUGUAGGCAAAAUUCCUUUAGAUGUCAAUGCAAUGAAUGUGGAUUUAAUGUCUAUCUCUGGUCACAAAUUGUAUGGUCCUAAAGGUAUUGGUGCUAUUUAUGUUCGUCGCCGUCCUCGUGUUCGUUUGGAAGCUGUUCAAUCCGGUGGUGGUCAAGAACGUGGUAUUCGUAGUGGUACUGUCCCUACUCCUAUUGUUGUUGGAUUUGGUGAAGCCUGUAGAGUUGCUGCUGAAGAAAUGGAGUAUGAUCAUGAACGUAUCAAACGAUUGGCCAACCGGUUGGUUGAUGGUAUUACCUCCCACGUUGAAGAAGUGACACGAAAUGGUGAUGCCGAAUCUAGCUAUCCUGGUUGUGUAAACUUAUCUUUUGCAUAUGUGGAAGGUGAAUCUUUAUUGAUGGCUUUGAAGGAUAUUGCAUUAUCAUCAGGUUCGGCUUGUACUUCUGCUUCUCUGGAACCCUCCUAUGUGUUACGUGCCUUGGGUGCCGAUGAUGAAAUGGCUCACAGUUCUAUUCGUUUCGGAAUUGGUCGUUUCACCACUGAAGAAGAAAUCGAUUUCGUGGUUCAAAAAGUACGACAACAUGUACACAAAUUACGUGAAAUGUCUCCUCUUUGGGAAAUGUAUCAAGAAGGAAUUGAUAUCAAGAGUAUCCAAUGGUCUCAACAUUAAUCAUAGUAUUUCCCCUCCUCAUCAUUCACUCAGUUUAGUAUUUUAGUCUUUCUUUUAUAUAUAUAUAUAUAUAUAUAUAUAUA